CACACACACACACACACACGCUCCGCCCCCUCACCUUCACUGAUCAAUACCUGGUUGGGCCAUUUCCCACGAUCCUCUGCUCCGACUCUGUGUGUGUGUGUGUUUGUGUGAUUAGCAUAUGUGUGUGAUUAGCAUUAUUAGCAUCAGAGUGAGCCCCCCCCCCCCCCCAUCAGAAGUUAUUGAUUGUCCUGAUGCUCCAUCAGCUCAUAUCGACCAACAGGACGGAUGCUGCUGCUUCACCUUCCAGCAGGCGAGGACGGUCAGUACCGGAGAACUCGCUGCCAUCAAAGUCAUCAAACUGGAACCUGGUGAGGACUUUGCGGUGGUCCAGCAGGAGAUCCUGAUGAUGAAGGACUGUAAACAUUCCAACAUCGUGGCAUACUACGGCAGCUACCUCCGCAGGGACACGUUGUGGAUCUGUAUGGAGUUCUGUGGAGGAGGAUCGCUGCAGGACAUCUACCACAUAACCGGCCCGCUGACUGAGUCUCAGAUCGCCUAUGUUCUGCGGGAAACUCUCCAGGGACUCUUCUAUCUGCAUAGCAAAGGCAAGAUGCACCGAGACGUCAAGGGAGCGAACAUCCUGCUGACUGAUAACGGAUACGUCAAACUGGCGGACUUCGGCGUGUCGGCUCAGAUCACCAUGACCAUCGCUAAGAGGAAAUCCUUCAUUGGGACGCCAUACUGGAUGGCUCCUGAGGUGGCGGCGGUGGAGAGGAAGGGCGGGUACAACCAGCUGUGUGACAUCUGGGCCGUCGGCAUCACCGCCAUCGAACUGGCGGAGCUGCAGCCGCCCAUGUUCGACCUGCACCCCAUGAGAGCUCUACUGCUGAUGACCAAAAGUAAUUUUCAGCCUCCCAAACUGAAAGACAAGGUGAAGUGGACCGGAAACUUCCAUCAGUUUAUUAAAAUAGCUCUGACCAAGAACCCAAAGAAGAGACCUGCUGCUGACAAACUUCUGCAGCACCCGCUCGUCUCUCAGCCUCUCAGCCGGACUCUGGCCAUUGAGCUGCUGGAUAAGGCCAGUAACCCGGACCAGGACCACCAGAGCCACCUGGACGAUGACGAGACCGACGUGGAGGCUGCUGCCUCUGUCCCUCAGAGGAUCCCAUCUGGAAACACCAGAGAAGGAAAAACUCUGUCUGAGAUCAACUUUGAUCAGAUGAAGUUUGAUCCUCCUCUUAGGAAAGAGACUGAAGCUCACCAUGAAGAGUCUGAUUGCUUCCUGGACUGUGAAGAGGAGCUGUACUACACCGCCAGAUCCAACCUGGAGCUGCGGUUGGAGUUUGAAGACGCUGCAGGAUCCGUCCUUGGUGGAAACAGGGGACGUGAGACUCACCUGGACGCCGGCACUUCAGGUGAGGAUGAAGAUGAGGCUGAGGAUGACGGCUGUGUGGAGAGAGGGGAUGCAGACGACCACUCGGAUGUCUCUGAUGCUGCAGGUCACCGUGACAGUGGCGAUAUUGAAGUGCAGCAUGUAAAAGACUCGACACUGAGGCCCCGCCCUCCUCCUGCUGCCCCGCCCCCUCAGGAAGAAUCCCUGCCUCCUGACUGUGAUCACCAUGGCAACCAGGGGACCUUAAAGCCCCACCCUCUGUCAGAAAGCCCCGCCCGCUCCUCCACGCAGGGCCCGCCCAGACCACCCCCCCCCAAACUGCCCCCCCACAAACUCAGCAGCCCAGGAAGCGUACCGUCCUACUCUGAGCAGUCUGCAGCGCCCAACACUGUCCACAGCAGGAAAGACGUCCCAAAACCCGUCAGUAACGGACUCCCACCGACUCCUAAAGUGCACAUGGGAGCCUGUUUCUCGAAGGUCUUUAAUGGCUGUCCUCUGAAGAUUCACUCUGCGGCGUCCUGGAUCAACCCCAACACCCGUGAUCAGUAUCUGAUCUUCGGAGCUGAGGAGGGAAUUUACACUCUGAACCUGAACGAGCUGCAUGAGAACUGCAUGGAACAGCUGUUUCCUCGCAGGUGUACCUGGGUUUACGUCAUGAACAACACUCUGAUCUCCAUCUCAGGCCGAGCCUCUCAGCUGCACUGCCACAGUCUGGUCGGUCUUUUCGAACAGGCGCAACACAAACAGAAGCUGCCGGUUUCCAUUCCGACGCACCGUCUACCGGACCGCAUCCUGCCACGGAAGUUUUCCAUCUCCAGUAAAAUUCCCGACACUAAAGGCUGUCUGAAGUGCUGCGUGGUGAGGAACCCCUACACAGGUCAUAAAUACCUGGGUGGAGCCUUCCAAUCAGGUGUGGUCCUGCUGGAGUGGGUGGAGCCGAUGCAGAAGUUCAUGCUGGUGAAGAACAUGGACUUCCAGCCUCCAUGUCCUCUGGAGGUUUUAGAGCUGCUGGUCAUCCCGGAGCAGCCGUACCCUCUGAUCUGUGUCGGCCUCAGCAGAGGAACUGAACCCAAUCAACCCGUCAGCUUCCAGACCCUCGAUCCCAAUUCCUCCUGCCCCACCCUCCCUGACACAGAAAACCCUAAAAGCUGUGUGAUCCACAUCACUCAGCUGGAGAGAGACACAGUCCUAGUCUGUCUGGACCGUUGUAUAAAGAUCGUGAAUCUCCAGGGGAAGCUUAAGUCCAGCAAGAAGCUGUCAGCUGAGCUCACCUUCAACUUCCAGAUUGAGGCGAUCGUGUGUUUACAGGACAGUGUUUUGGCCUUCUGGAGACAUGGCAUGCAGGGGCGGAGCUUCAGAUAUAACAAGAUCACACAGGAGAUCAGUGACAUCAGCAGGAUGUUCCGCCUGCUGGGCUCUGACAGGGUCGUUGUCCUGGAGAGCAGAGCGACAGAUAACCCGACUGAACACAGUAACCUGUACAUCCUCGCCGGACAUGAAAACAGCUACUGAACCAGGACCAAACCAGGACCAGACCAGAACCAAGGAAGGACCAAACCAGGACCAGACCAAAACCAAGGAAGGACCAA
Molecule: messenger RNA, 2922 nt
Organism: Thunnus maccoyii (southern bluefin tuna)
Lineage: Eukaryota; Metazoa; Chordata; Actinopteri; Scombriformes; Scombridae
Product: mitogen-activated protein kinase kinase kinase kinase 3-like
Exons: 33
Coding region: 119-2845 (908 amino acids)
Biological process (GO): protein phosphorylation
Molecular function (GO): ATP binding; MAP kinase kinase kinase kinase activity
Source: RefSeq, a predicted model, not a curated record